Corticium candelabrum is the source of this 1152-nucleotide messenger RNA. RefSeq names its product ficolin-2-like. NCBI's taxonomy places the organism in Eukaryota, Metazoa, Porifera, Homoscleromorpha, Homosclerophorida, Plakinidae. The transcript has a single exon. Bases 23 to 1021 code for a protein of 332 amino acids. The record is from RefSeq and is a predicted model, not a curated record.
CACUGUCCACAUAUUCAGCUGGAUGGUGAUGAUUAAAAUGAUUUCCUAUCGACUAAUGGGGAUUUUGCUGUCAUUGUUAAUGUUUGUCUCACACGUCGUUUCGCAUGGAGUGAAAGGCGACAGCAGUGUGACGGUUGCACAAAUCAAUGUGCAAGUUUCUGUUGGAGGGAAUAGUACAUCAAGCGGUUUAAUGUCGAAAACAAUGGUGGGAAUAAAAGGAGAGAAAGGAGACCGUGGAAAAACAGGUUGGCCUGGAAGACCAGCACCAGAGAACAAAUGCAGCUGCAACUGCUGUUCGCGUCUGGAGGAAAUAGAAGAAAAACUGUCAAAUCUGACUGAAGUGGUCAAUCAGUUGCAGUCACAAUAUACAGACAAUAAAACAAGUUACACAAGUUGUCAAGAGGCUAAACAGUUAGGCCAACUGCUAAGCGGCGUGUACACUUUGGACCUUGGAGAUGGAUUGGACUCGUUUCAAGUGUACUGUGAUAUGUCGACGGACGGUGGUGGCUGGACAGUGUUUCAGAGACGCCAGGACGGUUCUGUCGACUUCUACCGCGGAUGGUCUGACUACAAAAACGGAUUUGGAGACUUGAAUAGAGAAUUCUGGUUGGGAUUAGACAAAAUACACAGAUUGACAAAGCAGGCACAGACUCUUCGUAUAGAUCUAAUGGAUUUCAGUGACAGUCGAGUACAUGCUCAAUACGCAGGAUUUCAGAUAAGUAACGAGUCGAGUAAAUAUUCUCUGACCUUUACAUCAUACAGUGGAAAUGCAAGCGAUUCAUUAGCAUAUCACAAUGGAAUGGCCUUUACAACUAAAGACAGCGACAAUGACAAGUAUAAUAGCAACUGCGUCACUUUGUCUAAAGGAGCUUGGUGGCACAAAAGUUGUUUUUAUUCUAACUUGAAUGGUCUCUACUUUAAAAAUGAAAGGUUUAGUAACUCCGAGGGAAUCAAUUGGAAUACUUGGCAGUCCAACAUUUCUCUCAAAUUUACAGAAAUGAAAUUGCGUGUUAGUUCGUAAAUGACAUCUAUUGCUACUUACAAAGCGUUUACGCUGACUCAAUACAUAUUUUAGCACAGAACGCACGAUACUGUAAGUUAAGUUGCAACAGCAUCAGAUAAAAUAAAGCUUGUUUGUGUUUGCGCCAGUUA